UUCAGCCGUCUGUUCUCUGUGUUGUGUUGAUUUCUAGAGAGGAGAGGAAAAGAAGACUUGACGUUUGGAUUAACUUUAACUGCCUUCCCAGAGUUAUUGUAUUUCUUUUGCUACUUAUUUGAAAAGUCAAAGAAGUCGGUGGCAACAUCGGAAUUAGUCGAUGGAAAAAAUCUAACAAUGUUUAGCUUUGAGGGAGAUUUCAAGACAAGACCCAAGGUAUCACUUGGAGGAGCAAGUAAAAAGGAGGAGAAAGCUUCUCUGCUGCACCGCACUCAAGAAGAAAGAAGAAAAAGAGAGGAUGAACGAAAACGACUGAAGAAUGCUAUUAUCAUUCAGUCCUACAUACGAGGCUACCAAGACUUAAAACGACAGUAUGCCAUACAGAGAGCCAAGUUUGAUGAAUGUGUGACCCAGACGCAAGCAGCAGGAAGUCAGCAGGUCUUGGAUGGUCCUGGUCUCUGCCUCUUAUCGAGACAAUUGAUAUUUUUCUACAGACAGAGUGUGGAUUCACAUAGAUUGAUAUGGCUGUGCCACAAUCUGGUGAAACAUAACGGUCAGUUUGUAAAGCAGUUGGUCGGUCCACAAAGGCAGACAUGUGUUUUUCAAAUCAAGAGGAUUCUAGGCUUCUGCUGCAGACUCUUGCAGAACUGCACGGAUGACAGUUUAAAUGUGGCAAUUCCCAUGCGGAUGCUAGAAAUCUUUUCUUCAGACAGAACUUAUCUUCCUUGUAUUCCAGAUGCUAACUAUGUAGCUUCAUUACUCGAGCAGAUUUUGCACUAUAUGGUACAGAAAGGAUAUUACAGGUCGCUGUACAUUCUUGUGAAUCACAGACUCCCAUCCAGCUUGGAGUACAGUGACACUGCAUCUAUCCCUCUGGCAAGCACACUGUUGGAGCACAUCCUCAAACCUCUGCACUUUACCUACUCCUCCUGCACAACAGGCGCAAGGCAAUUUGUGUUUGCGGCCUUCACUGAGGAGUUUAUCUCGGCACCCUUCACCGAACAAAUCUUUCACUUCUUUAUCCCGGCGCUGUCAGACUUCCGUCUUUCAUUCCCAUUUGAGGCCUUCCUAAACUCCCUUCAAGCCACCAUAGGCUCCUCUUCAUCAGCACAAACCCAGGCUCCAUGGCUCUUUUACUUUGUCCUCUCUGCAGGAGAGAACUGCUUAGGCUCACUAUCAGAGGAGGGUCUGCUUCUGUACCUGCGAGCUCUGCAGACGCUGCUGCCGCUGCUGCCGGUGUCCGAGAGCAGCAGCAGGCCUGAAGUGAGCAGCGACUCAGAAGACGAGGAUGAAGCUGGCAUCCAUCCACCACCCAUGCAGGAUGAUAGCAGAAUCUCAGUGCAGCUGAUCACAGAGGAGUGUGUCCACAAGUUGGACACCAAGCAGCAGACCAAUGCGCUGCUGAACCUGGUGUGGAGGGAUUCGGCCAGCGAGGAGGUUUUUACUAUGAUGGCUUCCAUCUGUCACACACUGAUGGUCCAGCAUCGCCUCAUGGUGCCAAAAGUCAGACUGCUGUACAGUUUAGCUUUCAAUGCACGUUUCCUAAGGCAUCUCUGGCACCUGAUAACGUCUAUGACAACCAAAAUGAUCACAGGCUCAAUGGUGCCGCUGCUGCAGCUGAUCUCAAGAGGAUCUCCCAUGUCGUUUGAGGACUCUAAUCGCAUUAUUCCCCUUUUCUAUCUCUUCAGUUCUCUCUUCAGCCACUCACUGAUCUCUGUGCAUGACAGCGAGUUUUUUGGUCAUGAAAUGGAAGGUCAGACACAAUCCUCCAUGAUGCCCUUCACUUUGUUAGAGCUGGUGACACUGUCUCGCUGUCUGAGAGACGCGUGUCUAGGAAUCAUCAAGCUGGCCUAUCCAGAGACAAAAACAGAGCACCGUGAAGAGUACAUGGCUGCUUUCCGUAGUGUGGGUGUCAAGACAAACACAGAGGUUCAGCAGCGCAUCCAGGCUGAACAGAAACGCUGGGUGCAGCUAUUCAAGGUCAUCACUAACUUGGUGAAGAUGGUGAAAGCUCGUGACAUUAGACGACCCUUUUGUCCAGCAGGUCACUGGCUCUCUGAAGAGGUCAACAUUCGAGCCGAUAAGGUCACUCAGCUGUAUGUGCCAUCUGCCAGACACGUGUGGCGAACACGAAGGAUGGGUCGCAUCGGGCCACUUCAGUCAACACUUGAUGUUGGCUCAGAGCCUCCCCAGCUGUCUGUUUCUGAGGAGCGACAUCUGGCCAUCCUCACAGAGCUCCCUUUUGUGGUUCCAUUCGAGGAGCGAGUAAAGAUCUUCCAGAGGUUAAUCUUUGCUGACAAACGGGACGUGCAGGGAGAUGGACCAUUCCCUGACGGCAUUAGUGUCACCAUCAGACGCAACUAUAUCUAUGAAGACGCCUAUGAUAAACUCUCUCCAGAAAAUGAACCAGACCUGAAGAAAAGGAUUCGAGUCCAUCUCCUAAAUGCUCACGGUCUGGAUGAAGCUGGUAUCGAUGGCGGGGGAAUCUUCCGAGAGUUUCUCAAUGAACUCCUCAAGUCGGGCUUCAAUCCCAACCAGGGAUUCUUUAAAACUACCAACGAGGGUCUGCUGUACCCCAGCCCUGCUGCAGAGAUGCUGGUCGGAGACUCUUUCACAAGACAUUACUACUUUCUAGGCAGGAUUCUUGGAAAGGCGCUGUAUGAGAACAUGCUGGUAGAGUUGCCCUUUGCCAGUUUCUUUCUGUCCAAACUUUUGGGAACCAGUGCUGAUGUGGAUAUCCACCACCUGGCCUCGCUGGACCCAGAGAUGUAUCGCAACCUCCUCUUUCUCAAGAGCUAUGAGGGUGACGUGGAGGAGCUGGGCCUCAACUUUACAGUGGUCAACAACGAUCUGGGAGAGGCUCAGGUUGUUGAGUUGAAGCCAGGAGGAAAAGACAUUCCUGUGACCACAGCGAACCGGAUUGCCUACAUCCACCUGGUGGCCGACUACAGGCUGAACAAGCAGAUCAGACCUCACUGUCUGGCCUUCAGGCAGGGCCUGGCCAAUGUGGUCAACCUAGAGUGGCUGCGUAUGUUUGACCAGCAGGAGAUCCAGGUACUCAUAUCUGGAGCUCAUGUGCCAAUUUGUCUGGAUGACCUGAAACAGUUCACAAACUACUCAGGUGGCUACUCACCCACUCAUCCUGUAAUCCAGAUCUUCUGGGAAGUGGUAGAAGGCUUCACAGACGAGGAAAAACGUAAGCUGCUGAAAUUUGUCACCAGCUGCUCCAGGCCUCCACUGCUUGGCUUCAAGGAACUCUACCCGGCCUUCUGCAUCCACAACGGUGGGACUGACUUGGAACGUCUGCCCACGGCCAGCACAUGCAUGAACCUGCUCAAGCUUCCGGAGUUCUGCGACCAGCACCUGAUGAGGAACAAGCUCCUGUAUGCUAUCGAGUCCUCCGCUGGGUUUGAGCUGAGCUGAGCAGGGCGAAGGCUUCUCUGUCCCUGCAUCCAUGGACUUGACACCCCAGACAUGACAUGUUUUAGAAAAGAAACGACAGGAAAGGGGAAGGAAACAAUGAUGCACAGACCUGCCUGAUUUACUGUGUGUUUGUGUAUGUGUGUAUGUGUGUGUGCCAAGACGACUGAGGGAAUGAUCGCCCAUAGAAUGAAAGGGUGCGAGGAUGAAGGGGUGGGUAGAGAACCUUUUUUAUCCUUAUUACUUUUAAAUAUUUUAAAUGUAAUGUCAGAACACUUUAGAAGAACAGCAAUAGUGGAGUUUUGCAGGAGUCAUCAUGCGCUGAAACAAAAACAAGAAUCGAGUGGUAGCAGCUGCUCUCUUAUGUGAUCUAAAAUGAACAGAGAGUAUUUUUCACCAAAGAUUAAGUGGCAUCAUUAAAAAAAAAAAGGCAAUAUAAUGACAGAGGGGCAGACUGUAUGACUCUAAAGCCACUUUAUGGUGUGCCAAGGGCUGUAGAGGCGAGGGAGCUUUUGUGUAUAGCCAUCCUGCAUUGUCACAUAGAGGUCACCAAAACUCAGUCUAUGUGAUUUCUCAAGUGGUUAUUAUUAGUAUUAAUAAUAAGUGUCAUGUCUAAACCCAUACCAUAAGUGUGCACACGCCAUCUGAUGCUACAUGUGUGGAUAUGUUGAAGCAAAUGGCUUGUGUUGCUGUACUAGAGUGGGGGAGUGCAUUACAUGAUUAUGGAUUUGUGAAUAUGUAUAUGUUUACUCUUGUAUUAUUCAUUAUUUGUACAGGUUUGUUUUUCUUUCCUUUGUGUGAUGAAUGGAGGCCUCGUUUUCACACAUGCUUGCUAAGGUGAACAAUCUCUUCCCUGGUCAGCGCCCUAGAGUUCGCUCUUACGGAGCACAACACUCCGUCUAUCACUCGAGUACGGCUACAAAUGAUCAGUAUACUAACAGGGUGAAAAAGAGUGUAUGGAAAUGAAUAAACCAACUUUUCUUUUGCA
Sphaeramia orbicularis (orbiculate cardinalfish) is the source of this 4408-nucleotide messenger RNA. It is a transcript of the gene ube3c, whose product is annotated as ubiquitin protein ligase E3C. Gene Ontology annotation, biological process: ubiquitin-dependent protein catabolic process; protein polyubiquitination. Bases 178 to 3423 code for a protein of 1081 amino acids. NCBI's taxonomy places the organism in Eukaryota, Metazoa, Chordata, Actinopteri, Kurtiformes, Apogonidae. The record is from RefSeq and is a predicted model, not a curated record. The transcript is spliced from 24 exons. Gene Ontology annotation, molecular function: ubiquitin protein ligase activity.